This is a messenger RNA of Ochlerotatus camptorhynchus, 732 nucleotides long. RefSeq lists its product as uncharacterized. Bases 1 to 732 code for a protein of 243 amino acids. The transcript has a single exon. The record is from RefSeq and is a predicted model, not a curated record. Lineage: Eukaryota; Metazoa; Arthropoda; Insecta; Diptera; Culicidae.
AUGGAACCAUUUAGCCUCACCGAAUUGCGGAAACAAGAAAGACAUCUGAAGAACUCUAUCAAGGCUAUUUCCAAGUUCGUUGCUGAGUUCCAGAGGCAAACCCAGGAGAAUCAGAUCGAAGUUCGUCUGGAGACGUUGGAGAAUGCUAUGCGGAAAUUCUACAGUGUACGCCGGAAGAUUGAAAUUGCCAUAGCUGAAGAGGAUGAAGAGGAUGAAGAUGAAAAGGAAUAUGCGAAGGGGUCCACCGAACAACGCAAGAAACGUUUGGAAGCCCUAGCCGCUACACGAGAAGACCAGUACGAUGAAGCGAUUCGUGUCGUAGAGGAGCAGUACUACGAAGUAAAGGCAGCUCUAAUUGCUCUGAGGCCACCAAUAGCUGAGUCAUCCAGAUCGUCUGGUUCAGUAAAAAAAACUCCUGCAGAUUCUGCGAUGUCCCGAGUGAAGCUUCCUGACAUCAAGCUACCAUCCUUUAGCGGAAAUAUCAAGGACUGGGUCACUUUCAGAGAUACGUUCCGCAGUCUAAUUCACCACAACCAUCAAUUGACUGCCAUCGACAAAAUCACCUACCUACGCUCUUCGGUGUCCGGUGAAGCCUUGCAGGAAGUUAGCUCGAUAGACCUAUCUGCUGAAAACUACGAGGUGGCAUGGAAAAUACUGGAGAAGAAGUAUGAGAAUAAGAAGCUCAUUGUCAAAGCCCACCUGGAUGCAAUCUUUGCUGUAGAGCCCAUGUGA